UCUAUUGGUAAGGAAAUACUGGUUAAAUUAGUCUCAGUGGCCACUCCUCACAGAAACCCAUUUCACUCAACUUAUUCUUGGAGAGGGGCUGGAGUUUUCUUCCAGAAAACAACUGUCAGAGGAGGAAACACUGGUAAAGGUUAAAAUGGACCAAAAACAAAACUCACAGUUGAAACUGAAUCUGAUGAACCAUGGACCAGGACCAGGACCUACUGAAUCCAAACCUCAGGAGAGGGAACAGUGGGGCAGUAAAAUUGAGUUCAUCCUGGCAGUGGCCGGACACAUUGUCGGUCUGGGAAAUGUCUGGAGGUUUCCAUACCUUUGCUACAGAAAUGGAGGAGGGGUUUUCUUCAUACCUUAUGUUUUGUUUUUGUUCACCUGCGGCAUCCCACUCUUCUUCCUGGAGACGUCUUUGGGCCAGUACACCAGUCAGGGUGGAAUAACAUGUUGGAGAAAGAUCUGCCCUCUUUUUGAAGGCUUAGGUUAUGGAAGUCAAGUGGUUGUUUUGUACACUGGGGUGUAUUAUAUCAUCAUCCUGGCUUGGUCGUUUCUCUACUUGUUUUCAUCCUUCAGGUCUGAGCUUCCAUGGGCGAGCUGUCGCAACAGCUGGAACACAGAUGGCUGUUUUGAGCAUGGUCACAAUCAAACAUCCCCUCUGCACCUGUAUGGAAACAGCACUUCUUCGGUUGUAGAAUUUUGGGAGAGGAGAAUCUUGGGCCUGUCCAGUGGAAUUGAGAAAAUUGGCAAUGUUCGUUACGACCUGGCCCUCUGUCUACUUCUUGCCUGGACGUUGUGUUAUUUCUGUGUCUGGAAUGGAGUGAAGUCCACAGGAAAGGUGGUCUACUUCACUGCCACAUUUCCGUAUGUGAUGCUGGUGGUGCUGCUUGUUCGUGGUCUUACAUUACCAGGGGCCAAAGAAGGAAUCAUGUUCUACCUCUACCCAGACCCAUCCCGCCUCACUGAUCCAGAGGUAUGGAUGGAUGCUGGCAGCCAGAUUUUCUACUCUUAUGGAGUUUGCACAGGUGUUCUGACAUCUUUAGGAAGCUACAACAAAUACAGCAACAACUGCUACAGAGACUGUGUUUACCUCUGCCUGUUGAACAGUUUAACCAGCUUUGUAGCUGGCUUCGCCAUCUUUUCUGUGCUCGGUUUUAUGGCAAAGGAGCAAGGUGUGGAUAUAUCGAUGGUGGCUGAGUCAGGUCCAGGGUUGGCAUUCAUUGCUUAUCCUCGUGCCGUGGCACUAAUGCCACUUCCCCAGCUCUGGGCUAUUUUCUUCUUCGUUAUGAUCAUCCUUUUAGGAUUAGAUAGUGAGUUUGUAUAUCAAGAGGCAUUGGUCACAACGAUCUCCGACAUGUAUCCGGACUUCUUUCAAAACAACUGUCGACGUAAACUCCUUCUUCUUGCCAUUUCUGUUGGAAGUUUCUUUUUGGGCCUUUUAAUGGUCACGGAGGGAGGUCUUUAUAUCUUCCAGCUGUUUGACUACUACGCCUGCAGUGGGAUGACACUCCUGCUUUUUGCUGUUCUUCAGUCUGUCUGUAUUGGAUGGGUCUAUGGUGCAGAUCGUCAUUAUGAUAAUAUUAAGGACAUGAUUGGAUAUCGGCCAUGGUCGUUUAUGAAAUAUUGUUGGAAAUACUUCACACCAGCUAUCUGUACUUUCACAUUUCUCUUCUCCUUGGUCAAAUAUACUCCCCUCAAAUUCAACAACACUUAUGAAUACCCCUGGUGGGGCUACACCAUUGGAGGAUUUUUCACUCUCUCUUCAACACUCAUGGUUCCUCUGUGGAUGCUGUAUGCAGUGAGUGUCACUCCAGGAACACUGAGACAGAGACUGACAGUUCUGUGCACACCAGCUAAGAACUUACCUACUGCAAUAUUAAAGAAGGAAUUAAAUAAAGAAGCAUUUCAGACUUUCACAGGCUUGUACACACUUUGCCCGACAGAAAGUCCCGAUGACAAAGGUGAUAGAGCUCAGAGAUCAUCCAUCAUCUAAACUGCAAGAAGAAAGUGCUGAAAUUAAACAAGAAGCUUGAGGAGUGCAAAUCCUAAGCAGUUUUACUUGUCAUUCAAAACUGAUACAAAAAAGAAAAAGGGAAACACUGACAAACGCUCAUCACAACAUAUUACAGUGUUUGUAGAAUAUGUGAGCAAUAAGGUGACGUUUUUAUUUCUGAUUUAUAUUUCAUGUGCUUUUGAUAGAGUCCCUAUUAAAUAACUACACGUCUAGGAAGGAUUUCUAUAAGCAAUUGAGCUACAAAAUCAAAGAAAUGUCUUUUCUUUGACCAUAAACUGGUUCUCUCGUUGGUCGGCAGUAUAUAAAACAUUGUAUUUCCGUUAGGUGUAUUCAUUAAUUUAAUUUAUUAAUAUUAAUUCCGGAAAUCCUAUUAAAUAGUUUAUGAUAAUAUAUUUAUUGGGUGACAAGCCUUAACAAUAUUUACAAUAAUAUUCUGAAUGGGCAAUAUUCUAAAUAAGUUUUUUAUAUAACUCUAAACAUGAUAUACUUAACAUUGAAUACAAUGCACCUCUGUAACGUAGUAUAAAAGACCACACCUGUGUGCAUUUAACACCUGAAACUGAGAGCAAACUGGGUAUGCAGGCUGUAAUUCAACACAUUGUAUGUUCAGAGCCUUUCUCAUUUAAAUUACAGAGUAAUAUAAAGCUUCAGUGUUCAACCGUGUUACACUGUAAUUACAGUGCAAGUACACAUUAUGUGGGAUUUACAGUUUUAAAGCUAUCAUCACAACAAAUUCAGUUGCAUACAGAUAAAAACAAGUAAGCACAGUGUAAAGCAUUACUUUCCCCUGAUUUCUGCAUGAGGAACUUUCUGUAUUAUAUGUUCACUAUAAACACAAAGAAGGGCUUAAUGCUUACUACCACUGAACAUCAGUAGUAAAAAUAACUCUACAACUAUAGAGAAACUUGUCUAAAGUUCAUUUGUAAGUUGUAAGUUAAUCCUUACACUUUUUGUUGUCAAUAUUGUCAAAUAUACUUGAACUACAAAUACUUAACAAAAACUAAGAAAACACAACAAAGGUUUCCUAUUGUAUUGUCCUUAAACUGGCUACGAGUGUGUUUUAACAUCACAUGGACACCUGAUGUUCUGUUCAGCUGUUUAUACCUGUAGGUCUACUCACCUAAUAAUUACGCUUUUUAAAAAACAAAAACAAUGAGUAGUUCACAGCCACAUUAUGUUUUUAUGAAUGCCCCUCUUGUUCUUUUCUUCCAUACCCGAAGCACUCCAUAUUUCAAAAUGUCUUACCGUGUAAUUUGCCUAAAACCUAUUAAUUUUCUUUCCCAAAUGUACCCAAGUGAUUCAUUCUUUUAAAGAAUAUUUUAAAUUCUAAAUAAAUGAUAUCACAAACAC
Molecule: messenger RNA, 3361 nt
Organism: Cottoperca gobio
Lineage: Eukaryota; Metazoa; Chordata; Actinopteri; Perciformes; Bovichtidae
Product: sodium- and chloride-dependent GABA transporter 2-like
Exons: 15
Coding region: 146-1990 (614 amino acids)
Biological process (GO): nitrogen compound transport; sodium ion transmembrane transport; amino acid transport
Cellular component (GO): cell projection; plasma membrane
Molecular function (GO): gamma-aminobutyric acid:sodium:chloride symporter activity
Source: RefSeq, a predicted model, not a curated record